AUGGCGCCCGGUGGUGGUGGAAACAUCAAAGUCGUUGUGCGGUGUAGGCCGUUCAACAGCAGAGAAAUCGACCGCGGAGCAAAGUGUAUAGUGCAAAUGAAAGGCGAGCAAACGGUCAUCUCACCACCAGACGGACACGACGCGAAAUCAAGAGAUGCAAAGGGUGGGAAGGGAGAUUCGGGGCAGAAGGUUUUCGCAUUCGAUCGUUCAUACUGGUCCUUUGAUAAAAAUGAUCCAAGUUACGCAGGCCAAGACGAUCUCCACACGGAUUUGGGAAAACCACUUUUGGAUAAUGCCUUUCAGGGUUACAACAACUGUAUCUUCGCAUAUGGUCAAACGGGUUCAGGAAAAUCAUACUCGAUGAUGGGAUAUGGGAAAGAUGCAGGUGUCAUUCCAAAAAUUUGUCAGGAUAUGUUUGAGAGGAUAGGAAAAUUACAGGAGGACAAGAAUUUGAAGUACACAGUCGAGGUAUCAUAUCUGGAAAUUUACAACGAACGAGUACGAGAUCUUCUAAACCCAUCGACGAAAGGUAACCUGAAAGUUCGAGAACAUCCCUCAACUGGACCAUAUGUGGAAGACUUGGCAAAACUGGUCGUGAGCAGCUUUGUGGAAAUCGAGAAUUUGAUGGAUGAAGGAAACAAAGCCCGUACGGUCGCAGCUACGAGCAUGAACGAAACCUCUAGUAGAAGUCAUGCUGUCUUCACUUUAACUUUGACGCAGAAACGUUGGGAUGUUGGGACAAAUAUGGCAAUGGAAAAGGUUGCGAAAAUUAGUUUGGUCGAUUUGGCAGGUUCCGAGCGAGCGAAUUCUACUGGUGCAACCGGAGCCCGACUGAAAGAAGGCGCGGAGAUCAAUAGAUCUCUAUCGACACUGGGCAGAGUUAUUGCUGCGCUGGCCGACUUAUCAGAAGGGAAGAAGAAGAAAGCGGGAAAGGGGAACCAAGUUCCAUACAGAGACAGUGUUUUGACCUGGCUUCUGAAAGAUUCUCUGGGAGGAAAUAGUAUGACAGCUAUGAUUGCAGCUAUUAGUCCUGCAGAUAUAAAUUUCGAUGAAACUCUGAGUACCUUGAGAUAUGCCGAUAGUGCGAAGAGAAUCAAGAACCACGCAGUUGUAAACGAGGAUGCAAAUGCUCGUAUGAUCCGUGAGCUGCAAGAAGAAUUGGCUCAGCUGCGAGGUAAAUUGACAGGAGGUGAUGGUAGCGGAGGAGGAGGCCCAGCGGAUGAGGUCUAUGCGGAGGGUACGCCUUUGGAGAAGCAAAUGGUCACAAUCGUUUCAUCGGAAGGCAUCGUGAAAAAGGUCUCGAAAGCGGAGAUUACGGAACAACUCAACCAAAGCGAAAAACUCUACUCGGAUCUGAACCAAACAUGGGAACAGAAAUUGCAAAAGACCGAAGAAAUUCAUAAAGAGCGAGAAUCAGCCCUGGAAGAAUUGGGUAUCAGUAUCGAAAAGGGGUUUGUUGGAUUACAUACACCAAAGAAGAUGCCCCAUCUUGUGAAUUUGUCGGACGAUCCCCUACUAGCAGAAUGUCUUGUAUAUAACCUCAAACCGGGGCCAACUACCGUUGGAAAUGUCGACACGAAUGCAGCUCAAGCUGCCGAAAUUCGACUGAAUGGAACUCGUAUAUUAGACGAGCAUUGCACCUUUGAGAAUGGCACCGAUAAUGUGGUAACUCUUGUGCCAAAUGAAGGGGCGGCAGUGAUGGUUAAUGGGCAGAGAGUCGAAAAGCCAACUCGAUUGAGAAGUGGUUACAGAGUUAUCCUUGGCGAUUUUCACAUCUUCCGAUUCAACAAUCCGACAGAAGCUCGAGCAGAGCGUGCAGAGCAGAGCCUUCUGCGCCACUCUGUUACUGCUAACCAGUUGGAAAAUCUGAAAGAUUGGGACAAAUUCUCGCCUUCAUCCACCCCUCGGCCAACUCAUGAUCGAAACUUCAGCAAAGCUAUCUCCGACCUCGACUUUGAUGGCAGUAGUCGGGCAGACUCUCCAGUGCCUGGGCGUGGUCUUUCUGAUUGGUCAUUGGCACGACGCGAGGCUGCCAGUGCUAUCUUAGGCACAGAUCAGAAGAUUGCGGGCUUAUCCGACGAAGAACUGAAUGUUUUAUUUGAGGAUGUUCAACGAGCAAGGGCCGAGCGUGCAAAUGCAAAUGUGGAGGAUGACCUGGACUCGGUGACUUCAUAUCCUAUACGAGAAAAGUAUCUUUCAAAUGGUACCUUGGAUAACUUCUCUUUGGACACUGCACUCACCAUGCCAUCGACACCAAAGCAAGGAGAAGUUGAAGAUCAGAUGCGUGAAGUCAGAGAAGAGAUGCAGGUUCAGCUAGAAAGGCAAAGGGAAGAAUUUCAUGAGCAAUUAGAGACAGCCAAAACCGCAAACGUCGAGGUUGAGGAAAUCAAGAAAGAGAAAGUGAGGAUGGAAGAAACACUGAAAGAAGUUAAAAACGAGAUGCUCAAACAAUUGGAGGUUCAACGAAAAGAAUACGAGGAGAAAUUACAAGAGUUAACCCCGGUGAAGUCAGGACCAGACGGCCCACCUGCACUUUCGGAAAGAGAGAUUGCAAUUGCGGAGAAAGUGGCAAAACAUUGGAAAGGAAGAAGAUACGUACGAAUGGCUGAAGCUGUCUUUCAGAAUGCUGUGACGCUGAAGGAAGCCCAAAUAAUGAGUCACGAAAUGGAUGAGAAUGUUGUUUUCCAGUUUACUGUUGUUGACAUAGGACACGCGUUAUGUUCUUCUUACGACAUGGUUCUUAAUGAUAUAGAGGGAGAUGAUUUUCAUCUCGAGGAUGCGACUAAACCUUGUAUUGGCGUACGGAUUAUAGAUUACAGGAAUAGCGUGGUUCAUCUAUGGAGUCUUGAUAAACUUCAGGAUCGAGUUCGAGUGAUGAGACAAAUGCAUCAGUACCUUGAUCGUCCAGAAUACCUUCAACACUUUCGGCUGGACAACCCGUUCAUGGAGACUUGCAUGCCACAAUACACUCAUGUCGGAGACGUCGAAGUUCCUCUAUCAGCAGUCUUUGAGAGUCGGGUUCAGGAUUUCACCCUUGAUGUCCUCUCGCCAUUUACGAUGCACGCCAUUGGUAUCAUCAAGCUUUCCCUGGAACCAUCCUCAGCAAAAGCUCCUUCAAAUACUUUAAAAUUCAAUGUUGUUAUGCACGAAAUGAUAGGAUUUGCCGAGCGAGAAGGAACAGAGGUGCAUGGUCAGCUAUUUAUCCCUCCAGCUUCCAAUGAGGGUGGUGUCACGACGACCCAGAUGAUCAAGGAUUUUGAUGAAGGCCCAAUUCGAUUUGAAAGUGUACACAGUAUGAGUGUGCCGAUGUUUGGUCCUACGGAUGUUUCUCUUCGUGUGGCUAUAUUUGCUAAAGUCUCAUCAAUGCACCUAGACAAGCUUUUGAGUUGGGAUGACAUGCGAGAUAAUGUCCCACAACCUAAAAAGAAGCGUAAGGGUGCUCGUAUAUCGGAAUCACAGUUCUUUUCUGAAGAGAAGCAUGAUGUAUUUGCCAGGGUUCAAAUACUAGAACUAGCAGAAAGUGGUGAUUAUCCACCUGUCGAAGUGAUACAAACAAGCGAGCUUGAUCAAGGAACCUACCAACUUCAUCAGGGUCUACAACGCAGAAUCGUUGUUAAUCUGACACAUAAUUCUGGCGAUGCUUUACCUUGGUCGGAUGUCACUGGUUUACGUGUGGGACGAAUUCAACUUGUUGAUCACAUCGGCAAAAGUCCAGAUCUCAGUUCCCCAUCUACUCCACCCCUUUACCUUAAAUUACUUUCGAAGCCUAUUGUCAAAGCAAAUGCAAACGGCACCAGCAAUGUUACUAUAGUCGGGAAAUGGGACUCCAGUGCUCAUGAGUCUUUACUCCUCGAUCGCGUCACAGCAGAUAAAUAUAAAGUUCAAAUGUCCCUUGCGUGGGAUGUACGAUCUGAGAAACUAUCUCGCUCAAUGACUUUCACCCUGGAUGUCUGCUCUCAAAUCAUGUCGCGCAAUUAUGUUCGCUCUACAUCAAUGUUCGCAUCGUUGUUUCAAAGCGUUCGGAUUGUUCAUUCUAUGACCGGUAUUUACUCGAUAUCGGUCCGUCCAAUGUCAAUUAAGAGAGCCGGCGAUUUGUGGAGAGUGAAUACAUCAGAAGACUAUGUCAAGGGAGAAGAAGCUCUUACCAAUUGGAAACCGAGAGGUGUUAGUUUGGUUAAGGAUUUCAUUGCAGCGAGAAGGAGGAAACAGAGGUUAGCAGAAUUAGAUGCUGCUCAACCUUUGUUAAAUCGUAUUGCAUCGUUACCUACGCCGAUAGUAAUACCGGCUUCCUUAAGUACACCAAUCAAAGACCAAGAUCCAACUGAAAUACCACUUCCGGCAAGUCCACCGGCUACAAAUGGAGAGUUUUCAUUAUCGAUAGAUGAGGCCUUUCUGCCAUCCGUGAACAGAGAUACUUCAUCUACAAAUGGAAAUGUCGAAUUCAAUGAUGAGACUACGGAAGAUAUCGUUGCCGAAACAGAUGUCAACUCCGAAUCUCAAGAUCAAAGCGAAAAUCAAGAACAGCCUCAGAUACAACCCGAAUAUAAUUUCCACCAAAUCGCUCUUCUUCAAAAAUUCACCAAAUUCUUCCAUCUGUGCCGCGAUCCCUCAAUAACUAUCCUCACACCCACUAAUACUGAACCGCCUACCAAUGGCUCACCGGCUCCUUCUCUCUUACAUACAGCCUCCUUCACCUCCAAUACCUCCCGCUCAAAUUCUCCCCGACCAUCAAACUUCUCAAAUUCUCUCCACCCUUCUACUGCCAAUUCACGUCAAACAUCCCGAUCCCGUCAAACAUCCCGAUCCCGUCAAACAUCACCUAUUCCCCACGCACAUCCUAAUCCCACGCCCUCGCCCCAACACCUAGCAACCAUUUCCCACAUCAAAAAGAAUGCUACUCUAAUCAAAGGUGGAUAUCUAUUGGUCCCCUCAGCGGAUAGUACAAAAUGGGUUCGAAGAUUCGUCGAACUCCGACGCCCUUACCUCCAUAUCCAUGCCGUCGGCGGUCCCAACAGCGGCGAAGAAGUAAACGUCGUAGGACUUCGCAACGCGCGCGUGGAUCAUUCUCCCGAAAUCGCCAAAUUACUCAAGAACUCUAGUCAAUUUUCAAGUCGGACUAGUAGUCCAGGUGCUGGUCAACAGCAGCAGGCUGGUGGUUGGACUAAUGGUAUCGGUGGGAUUUAUGGGGGAAGAGGCAGAAGUGGAAGUUCCAAUAGUAUUUUGGGUUAUGGAUAUGGAUAUGGUGGGAAGGCUAAUGGGGAGAGAGGGAGAGAAAUUGAAGAAUGUGUUUUUGCGGUCUAUGGGAUGAAUAAUACGUGGUUGUUUAGGGCGAGGAGUGAGAGGGAUAAGGUGGAGUGGAUUUGGAAGAUUGAUCAGGGGUAUUUUAGUAGUGCGGGGAGGAAUGGGAAUGGGAUGGGUAAUGGGAUUGGUAAUGGUAAUGGUAAUGGGUAUGGUAAUGGAGGGAGGGAUGAUGGGAAUGGAGGUGGGAGUGGGAGUGUGGGGAGUGAUGAUGUGGAUGUAGAUGGGGAGGAUUAUUUGGCGGAUUGA
Molecule: messenger RNA, 5547 nt
Organism: Sclerotinia borealis F-4128
Lineage: Eukaryota; Fungi; Ascomycota; Leotiomycetes; Helotiales; Sclerotiniaceae
Source: the annotation of a GenBank genome assembly